Messenger RNA from Sitophilus oryzae (rice weevil), 1189 nucleotides. Its product is annotated as enhancer of split mbeta protein-like. The record is from RefSeq and is a predicted model, not a curated record. The transcript has a single exon. NCBI's taxonomy places the organism in Eukaryota, Metazoa, Arthropoda, Insecta, Coleoptera, Curculionidae. Gene Ontology annotation, biological process: regulation of neurogenesis; regulation of transcription by RNA polymerase II; anterior/posterior pattern specification. Gene Ontology annotation, cellular component: nucleus. Gene Ontology annotation, molecular function: RNA polymerase II cis-regulatory region sequence-specific DNA binding; protein dimerization activity; DNA-binding transcription factor activity, RNA polymerase II-specific. The coding region runs from base 175 to 792 and encodes 205 amino acids.
CGAUCAGAGACCGCGGCGACGUCGUCAUAACCGCACACCUGAGGCCCUUAUAAAAGCGCACCCUACCACCGCUCGCCUCAUUUUGCGUCUGACCGCUUCGGCAGUUGCGUCGUGCUUUGCAGCUCAAGUUUUCGUUUGUGUUCAAUUUUGUUUCGUUUUCCGAUCGUCGCGACCAUGAUGUCGACCGCCGUCGAAGAUCCUCAGCCCAUUUCCAGAACAUAUCAGUAUCGGAAAGUUAUGAAGCCGAUGCUAGAAAGAAAAAGACGUGCUCGUAUCAACAGAUGCCUGGACGAAUUGAAAGAGCUUAUGGUCACAGCCCUUCAGAGCGAAGGCGAGAACGUAUCCAAGCUCGAAAAAGCAGAUAUCCUGGAGCUCACUGUGCGUCACCUUCACAAGCUUCGCCGCCAGCAACGUUUGUCCUACAAUCCUGUUAUCGACGCUGAUCGUUUUCGUGCAGGAUAUACGCAUUGUGCCAACGAAGUGUCCCGUUGUUUGGCUGCCACUCCAGGAGUAGACGUUCAUCUAGGAACCAAACUCAUGACACAUCUGGGCCAUCGGCUCAAUGAAAUGGACAAAGUGUCGCCCUUAGUUAUAAACGUGCAAGGAUCAUAUACGCCUCCCGGUUCUCCAAAUCUGGAUGGAUCUUCCACUCCAUAUACGUUACCUCUAACUCCAGCCUCAUCAACGUCUUCUUUGAGACAUACGCCCUCUCCAGCUCAGCCCAUCGAUUGUACCACUUCUGGACUUUUGAAAGUAGCUUCUCAAGACGAAAAAGUGUGGCGGCCGUGGUAAUUUUCCUGAAAAACUGUUAAUUAUUAUAUAGAUAUCUUGUUAUAAAUCUCAUACUCCUGUUGUCUUUCAUAAUAGUGUCAUCAUAUACGUUUAAUUAUAUUUUCGUAUAGUGCAUUGCUCAAUAGCUAUUAAGAUACAAGGGUUGAUCUCCUUUUAAAUGACAAAGCUUUAAAUUUAGUUUUAAGUACCUAGUUUAAGUAAAAAUGUUGUGUUUGAAAAGUAGAUUUUAUAAAAGAUUGUGAUAUUUAUAUAAUGCUGGUACCUGUGAUUUUUAUAAUGUAACGAUUGUUGUGGUUCACGUUAAAAUGUAAAAAAAUACCACAAUGUAUUGCAUGUUCAAACUGUGAUACGUAUGUGAAAUUUUUAAUAAAUUUUAAUAAAAAAUAAUUACUAAAUA